This is a messenger RNA of Vespa velutina, 9230 nucleotides long. RefSeq lists its product as uncharacterized. Gene Ontology annotation, cellular component: nucleus. The coding region runs from base 107 to 8569 and encodes 2820 amino acids. The transcript has 26 exons. The record is from RefSeq and is a predicted model, not a curated record. Gene Ontology annotation, biological process: protein phosphorylation. Lineage: Eukaryota; Metazoa; Arthropoda; Insecta; Hymenoptera; Vespidae. Gene Ontology annotation, molecular function: protein kinase activity; zinc ion binding; p53 binding.
GAUGUUAGAUGGCGCUAUGGCCUUUCUGCUAACUUUAUUGCAUUGCCGUAAAAAGUAGGACGGAAAAGUAAGGUUAAAUCCACGCGGUGCGUGCAAGUCGAUCAGCAUGUCAAAGGCCGAUAAAGAAUUCGAUGUUACCAAGAAGCUUUCGAACAUGGAAAUCGAGGAAACGGGUAAAAAAUUAACGCAUAAAGAAAAAAAGAAAUUAAAAAAACAACAAGAAUAUGAAAAAACAAUGGAAAUGUUAACGAAGCCUGGUGGCCAGGGUCAUAGUGAACUAGAAUCAAAUUUUACGGUUUCACAAAGUCAAACGCAACAACGUGGUAAUCAGCAAUUAGAAAAUGCAGUAGAUAUAAAAGUUGAGAAUUUUAGUAUUGCUGCAAAAGGAAAAGAAUUAUUUACCAAUGCCAGUUUGUUAAUAGCUCAAGGUAGACGAUAUGGCUUAGUAGGACCAAAUGGACAUGGAAAGACUACUUUGCUUCGGCAUAUUGCAAAAAGAGCCUUUUCUAUUCCUCCUAAUAUAGAUGUAUUAUAUUGUGAACAAGAAGUUAUAGCUGAUGAUACUCCAGCAGUAGAAGUUGUAUUGAAUGCAGAUAUAAAAUGUAAAGAAUUACAAAUGGAAUGUAAAAAACUAGAAGAAUUAAUUGAACAAGGAGAUAAUACAGUUCAAGAACGGUUGCAAGAGGUAUAUGAAGAAUUAAAAGCCAUUGGUGCUGAUUCUGCAGAACCACGUGCUAGAAGAAUUUUAGCUGGUUUAGGUUUUAGUCGUGCUAUGCAGGACCGUGCCACCAAAAAUUUUUCUGGUGGAUGGCGUAUGCGAGUUUCUUUAGCAAGAGCAUUGUUUGUAGAACCUACUUUGUUAUUACUUGAUGAACCAACAAAUCAUUUAGAUUUGAAUGCUGUUAUUUGGUUAGAUAAUUAUCUACAAGCAUGGAAGAAAACAUUACUUAUUGUAUCGCAUGAUCAAAGCUUUUUAGACAAUGUGUGUACAGAUAUAAUUCAUUUAGAUCAACAAAAAUUAUAUUAUUAUAAGGGAAAUUAUAGUAUGUUCAAAAAGAUGUAUGAACAAAAGAGAAAAGAAAUGAUUAAAGCUUAUGAAAAACAAGAAAAACGCCUUAAAGAUCUUAAAGCUUCUGGUCAAAGUAAGAAACAAGCCGAGAAAAAACAAAAAGAAGUGCUUACUCGAAAACAGGAAAAGAAUAGAACAAAAAUGCAAAAGCAAGAGGAAGAUACUGGCCCACAAGAAUUAUUGCAGAGGCCCAGAGAAUAUAUUGUUAAAUUUAGUUUUCCUGAUCCACCUCCGUUACAGCCACCAAUUCUUGGUCUUCACAAUGUAACAUUUGCAUAUGAAGGACAAAAGUCAUUAUUUAUUGACGUUGAUUUUGGUAUAGAUCUAAGUUCUAGAAUAGCUAUAGUAGGUCCAAAUGGUGUUGGUAAAUCUACAUUUUUAAAAUUAUUAAUUGGAGAAUUGUCUCCGCAUAAAGGAGAGCUUAUAAGAAAUCAUCGAUUGAGAAUAGGUAGAUUUGAUCAACAUUCUGGAGAACAUCUUACGGCUGAGGAAACUCCAUCAGAAUAUCUUAUGCGUUUAUUUGAUUUACCAUAUGAAAAGGCUAGGAAACAACUUGGUACAUUUGGACUUAGUUCUCACGCACAUACAAUUAAGAUGAAAGAUUUAUCAGGUGGACAAAAAGCACGUGUAGCACUUGCAGAAUUGUGUCUCAAUGCACCUGAUGUUGUCAUUCUUGAUGAACCUACAAAUAAUUUGGAUAUAGAAUCCAUUGAUGCACUUGCCGAUGCAAUAAAUGAAUACAAAGGAGGUGUUAUCAUCGUAUCACACGAUGAACGUCUUAUCAGAGAUACUGAAUGUUGCUUGUAUGUAAUAGAAAAUCAACAAAUUAAUGAAAUUGACGGAGACUUUGAUGAUUAUAGGAAGGAAUUGCUUGAAAGUUUAGGAGAAGUUGUAAACAAUCCAAGUAUAGCUGCAAAUGCUGCUGUUUUACAUACUCUAGAGAAUAAAAUAUUAAAUUUGCAAGAGCGCCUUCGAGCGGAAAAUGAAUCGAGAGAUAGGGAUAGGCAAAGCAGCGAGGUUGGCUCAGGAACGGGCCUGCAACCGUCAUCGUCGGGUUCUACUUCAAGUCCUGCCGUACGCAGGCCAAAGCAACUUGGCGAAAUGGGUACCCCUACCCGAUUAAGAAGGCAGCUGGAUCUGCCAGUAUCACAAAUGGUACCUCCAAAGAAGCACGACAGUGAAUUUGAAUCUAAGUUGCAAGAAAUAAUGAAAAUGAAUGGUAUUCUAAAUAUAAAUGGUCAAAGAUAUCAAACAGAAAUGAAAGACUUAGAACAUCUAGGAGAGCUAGGUAAUGGUACUUGUGGACAUGUUGUAAAGAUGAGGCAUAAACCCAGUGGAGUAGUUAUUGCAGUAAAACAAAUGAGACGUUCUGGAAAUGCAGAAGAAAAUAAAAGAAUUAUAAUGGAUUUAGAUGUUGUAUUAAAGUCACAUGAUUGUCCAUAUAUUGUACAAUGUUUGGGUUGUUUUAUUACUGAAUCUGAUGUUUGGAUUUGUAUGGAAUUAAUGGCAACGUGUUUGGACAAAUUAUUGAAAAGAAGUAGGCAAGCCAUACCAGAGGAUUUCUUAGGAAAAGUUACAGUAGCUACAGUGAAAGCCCUUUCGUACCUGAAGGAAAAGCAUGGUGUAAUUCACAGAGAUGUAAAACCUAGUAAUAUUCUUCUUGAUGAAUCAGGAGGAGUAAAAUUAUGUGAUUUUGGAAUAUCUGGUCGAUUAGUUGAUAGUAAAGCAAAAACUAGGAGUGCAGGAUGUGCUGCUUAUAUGGCUCCUGAAAGAAUAGAUCCUCCAGACCCAACAAAGCCAGAUUAUGAUAUACGAGCUGAUGUAUGGAGUUUGGGUAUUACCUUAGUUGAACUAGCGACUGGUGUAUUUCCCUAUCGAGAUUGCAAGACUGAUUUUGAGGUAUUGAGCAGAGUGGUACAGGAUGAUCCUCCGUCCCUCCCUUCAGAUGCACCUUUUUCUAAGGAGUUUCGAGGUUUUGUCAGUUGCUGCCUUACAAAAAACUAUAAACAUCGACCCAAAUAUCAUAAACUUAUGGAACAUCCUUUCAUACGCAAGUAUGAUGUUUCGCAAGAUGAAGAUACAAAUUCUUCUUUAUCUAAUGCUGGCUGUCAAUGGUUUGGUAGAGUUAUGCGACAAUUGGAACCAAGGUUGCCAGAGGGACAGCAGCGAGUUACUGGUCAUGUGUCCCUAAAACAAACUGCUCAUUUGAGGGUACAGUCUGAAAUACCAUCUUUCUUAAAAAGUAAUACCACCAAAGAGACACAGAAUUCCAAUUUUCUACCAUUUCAUCAAAGAUCUAGUAGCGAAAAUGGUGCGACUUAUGUAUCCUGUAGUCCAUAUGUGCUCAGACGAAAAGAAAUUUCCAGGCCGUUUUCCCCGCCGAUGAACAACGAAGUUCAACAAAGCGAAUUGAACUAUCAACGAUCUUUUUCACCUUACAGACAAUCGAUUGAACAAAAUAAAGAUUAUGUCAUGAAUCGUUGUUCCAAUGGUCAAGGUAAAUCAGAAGGAAGAUCGUUUUCACCAUAUAGACAAGACUUGAAUAUAACAGACUCAGGAAAUAGACCAUAUUCUCCUUACCACGGACGUUUCGAAGAACGAGAUAGCAACAAGGAUCGAUGGCAAAAUAUUUCACGAUCUUUGAGCCCUUUCGCACGAGAUUAUUCUCCUUGGCGGCGUGAGAAUGUUGAUCCUCCAGGUGUAAUACAACCACCUUGUGAAAGUGGUCGAUAUUCUCCAUUUUUACAGCAAAGACUCGGUCAGAUUCCAACUGCACCCCAAACGCAUCCACAAAGUCAAGAUAUAUAUGGAAGUCCUAUGAUCAGUCGUAAGAGGUUUCCUUCGGAACCACCUCCUCAAGGCUCUCAUGGUUCCACCAGUCCUCAAUUAUUAAUAUCACGUUUCGCACACCAAUUAACACAAGAGCCACCCCCGAUAAUGCCACCUACUCAGGGUGGAUCGAAGGAAUCUGCAAAGAAACGUUUUGCGUCGUACGUUCGUCUUAGGCUCGGGAGUGAUCGUGCUCCUUCACCGGAGCCACCGCCGAGAUUGAGUCGCGGCGAAUCUCCUCUUGCUUUAAGAAGGAAUUUAGAUCAACAAUCUCCUUCUUUCUCUAGAAGGUACAUCUCGCCUUCUCCACCCCAACCUCCGCCUAGGAGAUUGUCAGAAAGCAAUUCAGUACCUGGGAGCCCUCAGCACGAUCGUUUUAAAAAUAAAUUUCUCGCUUGGAUCAGCGCGUCCCUGAGCAAUCAAUAUGGCCUCCAGUUCUACGCGGGGCCCGACAGUGCAGAGCAGGUUUUUCUCGAAAUACCAUCGAUAGGAGCGAGUCGCCUUGAAAAUAAAUUAGCCAAGACGCUGACCGAUUUGUCUAACUUGGACGCUUUGUGCUUCGAUCUUACCGAACCUCGUGCCUUCGUAUCUCCGCGGCAUUUCUUAUACGGCGCCAUGUCCGAGUGUAAAAGUCAGGAUGCCGCUACUACGAAAGAGGGUUGCCAAGAAGAGAGCGAAGACUCGGACAUGGCUAAUGAAGUCGAAGAUAAGGUCAGUAUCCAGCAGAUUCUCGAGGGUAUGACCAACGAAUUUAACAAAAGUGUAAGUCCAGUCAAAAGCGUAGAUGCUAAUCGACCAUUGGAAAAUCCGGAUCACGAGGAACCCCAGAAACCGUCCGUGACGAUCGACAAUGAGAUAUCGAACGGUGUUAACGGAAAUUCUAACGUGGACAAUUCUGAGGAUGAUACGACAACUUCAACGAUGGCUUCAACGAUUUCGACGACUUCGACGACGAUGAUGACGACGACGACGACGACGACGACGACGGUAACGACGGCGACGACGACGACGAUGGCUAUGGUGACGAUGACGACGACGACGACGACAACGUCGACAACAACGACAACGAUGACGGCGACAACAGCGGUAGCGUCAGCAACGAUGACUCCAACAAUAACACAACAAGAAAAUAACGUGGAAUCGAUAAUAGAAGAAAAUCAUCGAGGAGAAGAUGAAGGUCCUCUGAAACAGGAUGUAGUUAAGAAGGAUAGUAACAUACCACGAAUAGUUUUAACAUUUAGAACAAUUGACGAGAAUACAGAUCAUGGAAAGAAAACAAAAAUAUCCAGCUGUUCCUCUAAUCUUACUUUAGUACCCGAUGAGCUGGCCAAUUGUGAUCAAAUCGGUGGUGUUUCUGUUAAGAUAGAAAAUCCAGAUGAAAGUUCUGAUAUCGUAGAGAAGUCUGAUUCUGAGGAAUGUAAAAUUGAAGAACCAACGAAAGAUAAUCAUCAGGAGAAAGAUAAAGAAGAAGAGAAGGAAGUUAAAGAGCAAGAAAAAAGCAAAAAUAUGGAACCUGUUGACGAUGAAAAGAACAACAAAGAGAAGGAUAGUAAUCAAGAGACUGCUGUUCCUUUAGCCAAAGCUGCUGAACCGCCAGAACCUACACCACCAAUAACCAGAAAGAGAAGAGUUGGACGACCUAGAUUAAGAACACUUAGUGACUCGACAGAAGAAACUCCAGGUCCCAAACGUUCUGCGAGAAGAUUGUGCAAAAAAUCCUUUAAAAGUACAGUUUUAGAAAGUGCAAUGGCAAUAAAAGAAAAGUCUAAUUAUACUGAGGAACACUUAAAAUUUAAAAAGCAGAGAAAAUACAGUAAACCUGGACGACCAAAAAAGCUACCUCAUGGAAAGGAACAAACAAAGCAAACUCAGAGCAAAGCAUCUGAUGCUCGUCAAGAGUCAGAAGCUUCUCUUCCUGAUAUAGAUAAUAAUGCUUCUGAGGUAAAUAUGAGUUUAGAGAGUUCUAGAAAUUCUAUUACAGUAGAAGGAAGUACAAAUGAUACGACUUUGGAUGAAUCUCAAAGCUACUCAUCUGAAUUUGAUGGUAUGCCUAAACUGUCUCCAAUGACGAGAAGUUCAGAUGUACAAACUAAAUUAGGUAGUUCUAUUGGUAGUCCUUUGAGUGAUGAAACACCUUUAGCAGAUAUAGAGAAACCUUUUUUAAAGCCUGCUACUGCUGGUAGACCUAAAAGAGAGAGAGGUCGUCCUCGUGGAAGUCAAGCUGCUCGAAAGAUAGCUAAAGCGGAUUCGUUUGAAGAUGGUUCACCAUCCAUUGCAGAAGUAGGAAAACACAAUGAUUACCCAGAAGAAGGUACUGUACCUGCAAAAAGAACCCGUAGAAGUAUGGCUCCUAGUCCAAGUCCUGCAGAAGGACAAGCUUCAAAACCAGAAUCAACUGCUGUUGUUAGUGAAACCUAUGGACAAUCUAUGCUAUGUUUAUGUCAAGUACGAUCUCAACUUUAUGUGACAAUAACUGGCUCUGGUGCACCUCUUUAUUGUACAGCAAUAGAUUCUAUUGAUAAUAGAUUAGUAGGAUGUUGUAAUGAAGUUGAUAGUAAUGAUGUUGCAAUGAGAAGACCUAGUACUCGAGUUCCUUUUAUUAUAUUAUGUCGUAUGCAUAAGGAGAGACUUUUAAGACAUAAUUGUUGUCCUUCCUGUGGACUAUUUUGUUCACAAGGUAGAUUUGUUCAAUGUACUAAUGGCCAUCAAUAUCACAGAGAAUGUGAAGUGUAUCCAAAUAAAAAAGGAGCUUGUCCACAUUGUGGGAGUGAAAGUACAAUAUAUGAUGUAAUGGUAACUGUUAGCGGAAUGCGAAGACCUGUAUUUAUACCAACAAGGAAGAAAUUUUCUAAAUUACCAUCUGCGAAAAUGAGCUUACCUGGUAAAGGAGAUAAUACAAAAUUAGCAGAACGUCCACCUAGUCCUUUAAUAAAGCCUGAGAUUAUUAAGAUACCAGAACCAUCAAUUAAUGCAGAAAGACCAGAACGUUAUACUAUCAUGAGUCUUUAUACAUCUGUAAAAAAUGGUGAUUUAGAAAAAUUGGUAAAUGUAUUAGCGUGUGGCUACAAUGCAAAUCAUAUAUUUAAAGAAUAUGCUCAUCGUAGUAGUCUACAUAUUGCUGCAGACAAGGGUCACUUGUCUUGUGUGCAUGUCUUAGUACAAGGUGGUGCUCAAUUGGAUGUGAUGGAUAGAAAUCAAUUGACACCUUUGAUGUUAGCAGCUAGUAAAGGGCAAGCUGAUGUGGUCAAAUAUUUAGUCAGGAUAGGUGCAGAUGUAACUAUGAAAGGUGAAGAUGGGAUGACUGCUUUACAUAUGGCUGCAAAAUCUGGUCAUUUAGAAAUAUGUCAAAUUAUUUUAACAGAAUGUAAAGUUCCAAGAACUUUAGUAGAUUCUGUGGAUGAUGGUGGAUGGACAAGUUUAAUUUGGGCAUGUGAAUUUUGUCAUACCGAUGUAGCAAGAUUUCUUUUAGAUAAGAAAUGUGAUCCGUUAAUCAGAGAUGCAGAACAGAAUAUAGCACUUCACUGGAGUGCUUAUAGUGGAAGUGCAGAAAUUACUGAAUUGCUUUUAAAUGAAGGAUGUGAUGUAAAUGCAGUAAAUGUUCAUGGUGAUACUCCAUUACAUAUUGCUGCAAGACAAGAUCAGUAUGCAGUUAGUGUUUUAUUGUUAGCUCGAGGAGCAAAAAUAGGAGAAGUUAAUGCAGCUGGGGAAACGGCAGUAAAUUGUUGUACAAAUGAUGGUGAUACUGUGUCAGCAUUAAGAUUAAAUGCUAAAGUUAAUGAAUUAUCUGAACAUAUGUGGGAAAAAACUGUUAAAAUAUUAACAAACGACAUUUCACGUGGUAAAGAAACAAACCCAAUACAAUGUGUUAAUGGUUAUGAUUCUGAAGACAAACCAACAGAUUUUCUUUAUGUAACUGAAAAUUGUUUUACCAGUAAUAUACAUGUUGAUCGUACAAUAACAUCUUUGCAGUCUUGUAGAUGCGAAGAUAAUUGUAGUUCUGAAAAGUGUCUCUGUGGAAAUAUAAGUUUAAGAUGUUGGUAUGAUGAAGAGGGGAAACUUAUUCCAGAAUUUAAUUAUACAGAUCCUCCUAUGUUAUUUGAAUGCAAUCCAGCUUGUGAUUGCAAUCGGAUAACUUGUAACAAUCGAGUUGUUCAACAUGGUUUGACACAAAGAUUUCAGUUGUUUAGAACAAAGGGUAAAGGUUGGGGUCUUAGAACUUUACGUCAUAUUCCAAAGGGCACAUAUGUUUGUGAAUAUGUAGGAGAAAUUAUUUCGGAUUCUGAAGCUGAUCAUCGAGAGGAUGAUUCAUAUUUAUUUGAUUUAGAUAAUCGGGAUGGAGAAACAUACUGCAUUGAUGCAAGACGUUAUGGAAAUAUUGCACGAUUCAUUAAUCAUUCUUGUGCACCUAAUUUAUUACCAGUACGAGUGUUUGUCGAACAUCAAGAUUUGCAUUUCCCUAGGAUAGCAUUCUUCGCUAAUCGAGACAUCGAAGCCGACGAAGAGCUCGGCUUCGAUUAUGGGGAAAAAUUCUGGAUAAUAAAAUGCAAGUCUUUCACAUGUACCUGUGGAGCUGAAAACUGCCGAUAUUCAGAGAAGACUAUACAAGUAACGUUGGAUAACUAUCGGAGAAAAAUACAGCAAGAAGAAAUGCUCUCCGGUCAAACAUCGUAAUUUUCAAUGAGAAUCUAGUUGAUUUUAUGCUCUUAUAUUACGAGAUAAUAUUACGCUUUUUAUUAUUUUUUAAUGGGGAACUAAUUAAAUCUCCGUAAUUUUUAUUUCAAUACUUUUUUCCCUUUCCCAAGAGUACAAGUACAAAUGGUGAUGGGACGUAGAGAUUUUAAAAGGAUAACUGAUCCAGUUAUACCUCGCAUUCAAAGUUAGGAAUGAACUGAAUUUAUUUUCAGUUCAAUGAUAGUUUCCUCAGGUUUGGCCAUACUUUCCUAUUCAGCCGACUUUUUGGAAGAAUAAUGCCUUUGGUGAACGUGCCACUCAUCGAUUUUAUUUAGUGAAACAGCGAUAGACAUAAUGCGUUAGCGUUAAACUGUUACCGUACAUAUUGUACGAAUCACAGGAGAAAUGAGAGAUACGACUUUUUUCAACUGUAAUUAUAAUAGAUUUUAAAUAUGUUGUGUGAGAGAUUAGAAGUGAGCGAAUUUAUCGUCAAAAUAAAUCAAUUGUAACUGAACGACGUCCGUGAAAUUAAACUUCUAUUCUAAAAUAAUAUUUUAUUUUUGGUUGUUAAUUACGGAUCGUUCGUCCAGGAGCACAAUUUUGUGAAGUGAUUGUUAAUAAGCGUUUGACAAAAUUCCAUACAAUUAUAUACAAAUAUAUA